AUGAAUUUAUCUGAUAUUUUUAGUACUGGUAAAGAAUCUUUGUUAUCUUUAAAGGAUACUUUUGGAUCUAGUAAUUUUUCUCCAUUUACACCAUGUGAAGGAUUUGAAUGCUUACCUCAAGUAUUAUUUUUGUACCUAAUAUUUCUUUUAUUAUGUACUGGAAUGUUUAUUCAUAAUAAGAAUCAGCUUAAAAAAAAACAGAGGUUAACAAAUUUCAAUAAUCAAUAUGAUGUAAAUUAUUCAGGAUGCGCAGAACAAUAUGAUGCAGAAGAACAACCGGAAUAUGGCCAUGAAGAAUCUGAAAAGGAUGGAUAUAAUCCAAAUGCACAUAAUGAAUAUCCUCAACAUAACCAUUCACAAAAUCAUGCAUAUAAGUCAAAUGUAAAAAAUCAAAAAGUACAUGUUGGACAAGCAUCAUACCAGAAAAGUGCAGUAUUCAAUGAAUAA
Plasmodium gaboni is the source of this 447-nucleotide messenger RNA. Its product is annotated as ring-exported protein 2. The coding region runs from base 1 to 447 and encodes 148 amino acids. The transcript has 2 exons. The record is from RefSeq and is a predicted model, not a curated record. NCBI's taxonomy places the organism in Eukaryota, Apicomplexa, Aconoidasida, Haemosporida, Plasmodiidae.